Messenger RNA from Diaporthe amygdali, 2245 nucleotides. RefSeq lists its product as uncharacterized. The annotation marks the transcript as partial. The record is from RefSeq and is a predicted model, not a curated record. The transcript has 4 exons. Lineage: Eukaryota; Fungi; Ascomycota; Sordariomycetes; Diaporthales; Diaporthaceae.
AUGCACGUGGAAGCGCAAGCCAGUAUACCUUCUGCUCCACCGUCUCGCACUGGAUUCAGUUCUAGCAGGCGAAUGGAUCAAGAUACUGUUGUGCGGUUGGACAAGGACAAAGACGACACCCUACUGCAGAGCGCUCAGGCGAAUCUCCGCAGAGAUACAACUUCACCCAUUGGUUCUACAGUCGCCGGUUCUGAUUCAGAUUGCGACUCAGAACCAUGCUUCGAGUCUGAUGUGGAGUCAGGAAGUGACUCUGAUUCUGCCUCCAGCGAUGAAUCUGUACAGGAUCCGGCCGAGGAUGACCGUUGUACCGAUAGGGAUUUCUAUAACCAACUUAUCACACGCUACGAGCAUGAAGGACCGACAAUGGCCAACCGGGGCGACGUGGCCCGCAGUAUGAUACGCUCGGCAGCAAAGAACUGGGACAAGUUCUGCACUUCCAUCGAGCGCCAACCGGCGGACGCGACGCUCAAGCAGUGCUCCGCUCCCAUAUUCAAAUCCUAUCUGCACUGGAUCUGCAAGCACUCAAGAAUCAAGAAGGAAUCAUCAAUUACGACGUACUGGAAAGUCCUUAGCAUGUACUAUUGCGAUGAAACAAAACAGUGGAUGGAAAACGCAGUCUUAUACGAUAUUGGGAAUUGGAUCACGGCUGAGCUAGCGCCCGAGUUCAGUCUAGAUAACUCGACAAAGAUCAAGUCCGGCCUCUAUGUCACAGAUCUGGACCUCAUACUGCACCACCAUUGGGUUCUCGAUGAGCACCUGUACCCACAUGAGCGAGUCCGGACAAACCUGGCAGCUAUUCUGGUCCUGGCUGGUGCGACUUCAACACGACCCGGUGCCCUCAUAGAGAACCUGCGCUACAGAGACGUCAAAUUUCAAGUCUUCAAGCCCCUCCCAGGCAGUAAGCGAGCGCGUCUUGGUAUGGUUGUGACCCUGACCAAGACGAAGAGAAGUAGUGGCAGAUCACGGCGCAAGGAAUACGGAUUCCACGAAGAGCCCACCCUCCUGCACGACCCUGUCUUGUACAUGCUGAGCCUGGCCUUCGCCGACGGGGCUUUUCUGAACGAUUUACAGGCGCCCGAGGAGAUAUAUGAGCUCAAAGUGCCGGGCAAUGCGGACCGAGUGGUACUUCCGUGGAAGCCUGAAUGGCUCGACAGACCGGUGUUCCGAGCUGUGCAGGGCCGCGGGAACAGCGCGAAGGUGGCCCUCGACAAGGCUUUUCAGUAUCAAAAGGCUCGUGCAUCCCUGAUACGUCUCGGCCGGGCACUAGGAUUUGAGAAGCAGCUUGAGUGGUACGAUCUCCGCCGGGGUUCCGGCAAGAAGUUAAAUGAGGCGCUCACUCCGGAAGAACGUAACCACAGCAUGGGGCAUUCUGUGGGGGAUUCAUCGACGUACCAGCGCUUCUAUAUGCCCGACUAUAACGAAGUCGACUUCCAAGAGAUCGUGUUCGGCAGUGAGCCGCAGCGCGAUCUGAUACACCUGAUGGGCAGGCUCCUCCGCCACGGAGAUGCCCCAACGAGCCUUAGCAAGGAGCAGAAAGCGGAGGUCGACAGUGAUCCAAAGCUAAGAAGUCUUCGCCGAAAACGGGAAUCAGUCGUAGCCCUGAUGAAGCGGAAAGGAUGGACGAUCAAGAAGCUGAAGGCAACAGUCAGUACAACGCGGCGCAGUGAUGCUCGCGGGGAGUACAAGACAUAUGACGAGUACCAACGAUAUAAUAAGAAGAUACACAGCUUGAGGCAAAAUCUUCAAGCCCGGCGACUGGCCCGUGCCAUUCGAGAGUUCCACGGUUCGAUACACGGCCAGGAGAUCAGUCGGCAACUCAAAGGCGUUCAGCCGUCGGAAUACCUCGCCCCGCCGAACUUGCGCUAUCAGCUCCCGGCGCGGGGUGUGGUGGCCAAGCUUUUCUCAAAGGUCGUCGACUCCUCGAACGGCGAAGAGAUCUUCCUCCUGCGGAUGAGACUAGUCAGGGAGCUUGCACUGCUAAGUAAUCAAAGCGAGUCUCCCCCUGGCCGUAAGUCAGGCAGUGUUCGCCAGUCGCAACUGUCCCGUCGCCCGGUAGCUCUCAGCAAGGAGAAUACUGCAAGCUCGCCUGGGCCGGAUACAACGGCCAACGUGACCAUUAAAAAGAGCGACGUACUUGGAGUUGCUACUCUUGCCUGCCCCCUGUGCCGAGUUCAAGAGAACUAUGAGGACCUCCUCGGGCAUAUGAGGGCCGUGCAUGGCCGAGAGGAGUCGGUUGUAUUCAGAU